ACACACACACAGACUAACAAUGUAGAGGCUAAUAAAAUAAUACAACGCCCAGGAAACAUCUAGAGACUGAACACAAAGGGACCAUUUACCACUUACCCACUGCAGCCUCCCUCAGGAAGAAAAGAAAGAAUACAAACCAACACCGAGAAUUAUUGAAACACUUGAGCUCUGACGCAUGUGGCGAGUGUCUGAUGGUAGUGGCGUGUGAGGCAAACCCCUCCCUCACCCCCUGCCUCCAUACCUCCAGCUACCUCUCACCUUUUCCGGGAAUUUAGAGCAGAAGACAGUGUCGUCUGACAGAUUUCGUGAGAAAAUCCAGGAAGACGCGGGUGUCCCGCCGAGAGGUAAGCCUCCACGCCGGCCGCCGGUCAGGUAUGGAGAGAAUCUUUUGAAGCUUCUCUCUGCUGAUUGCUUGCCCUUGCUUGUCCUGAUGUGACCGCCAUAUAAGGUCCCCGUCAGAGCCUCGAGUGUACAGUAAGUAAACUGCUUUAACGGACUGAGCUGCUUUCAGCGACUUCGCCUGUGACGUCACUCCCAGCACCAUGAGCAAGGUCGCAGUGCCGUCGGAGAACAAGAGCGGGCCGGUGCCGGCGGUGCUGGUGGGCGACCCCUCCGUCACCAAGAGAGGGGUGGUGGUGCUGCAGGAGUGGUGGGGCAUGAACAAGCAGAUCCAAGACGAGGCGAAGCAGAUCGCCGCCAUGGGACCUUUCGUCGCCAUAGUCCCUGACCUGUACCGAGGAAAGGUGGCGACGGACAACGAACACGCCAACCACCUGAUGAGCAACCUGGACUGGCCGGGUGCCGUCAAAGACAUCGAGGCGUGCGUCAGGUACCUGCGGCAGCGGGGCUGCACCAAGGUGGGGGUCACUGGCUUCUGCAUGGGAGGUGCCUUGACCCUGGCAGCCGCGGCUCUCGUGCCAGGGGUGGACGCUGCGGCACCUUUCUACGGCAUCCCCAGCCCUGACCUGUGUGACGUCAGCAAGAUCGCCGUCCCCGUGCAGUGUCACUUUGGUGACAAUGACCAGGUGAUGGGGUUCUCUGAUCCGGAGUCUCAAGAAAAGCUGAAGAAGAAGCUGAAGUGUCAGUAUGAGUUCCACGUGUACAAAGGUGCUGGCCAUGCCUUCACCAACGAGACUGGACCCAACUACCACCCAGAGAACUGCAAGCUCAGCUUUCAGCGACUUGUCAAGUUCUUUCAAACACACCUGUGAACAGCUCAGAUCCUUGCAAGCAGUCCGUGAAAGACUAGUUCAUUUUGUCCAAACACACCUAUUUGUGAGAAAAUAGUCAUUGGCUUCUACACACCCAACCUCUGCUAUGAAGUCAUUUAAAGCACUUCUAUGAAAAGACUGGUUUGAUGGGAAUGCCUGAAGAAACAAUCAUCACAGUUUCAUCAAACUUGUUUUGACAGUUUUGAAGGAUGGAGAUUUGCGACAACACAGAAACACAUCUGUAUUGUCGAUGACCUCUGUGAGUUAAGUUUACCGAUAAUGCUAGAGACGUUGUCACUCAAAAAUGGUAUUAAAAUAGGCAAAUUAUUGAAUUUUAAAUAUCAAAAGGUCUGUCCAUUCUAUUAUAAAUAACAAUUUACACUGUAUUAUAGAUAUAUAUUAUCUUUACAGCUUGCUUUUAUUUAAAAAUUUUAUUUAAUUUAAAAAUUAUUAACAAUUAACAACAAGCUUUAAUAUGACUCGACCAUAUCAGCUGUUUACACUUGAUCUUCAUUUAUGUACACUUUUUUUUCUCCUUUCUUUUUGAAUUGCUUGUAGACUUGAAGACUCGGUAGAACGGAGAAGGCUGGCUUCAGUGAUAAAUUACAAGAUUAAGUUAUAUAAAUACAAAUCUUGAUCUUCUGAAAAAUUCAACUUUUGCAGAAAGGACUUCAUGAAAAUUAAGUUCACUAUGCUACAGAGAUAAGAUUUAUUGUCAUCUGUUAAAAGUACCUUAUGGUAGGAUCAGUUAAAUUUAUUGUGUUUGUUAAAGGGAUGAUUGAUUGUGAGGCAUGGGUUCUGCUGUUUUGUAUUUCUUCAAACUGAUCUUUGGUGCUAACCCUGAGUAGUUGACUCCUGCUUCAUUUAUACAGCUUACAUGUUUCCGCUUACAUGUGUCACAGUUGCUUUUUGUAGCCACCUUGUAAGCCUUGUAAUAAAUGUGAUUAAUACAAAAAA
Messenger RNA from Pomacea canaliculata, 2168 nucleotides. RefSeq names its product protein usf-like. The transcript has 4 exons. Lineage: Eukaryota; Metazoa; Mollusca; Gastropoda; Architaenioglossa; Ampullariidae. Gene Ontology annotation, molecular function: hydrolase activity. The coding region runs from base 543 to 1211 and encodes 222 amino acids. The record is from RefSeq and is a predicted model, not a curated record.